This is a messenger RNA of Mobula hypostoma (lesser devil ray), 3327 nucleotides long. It is a transcript of the gene ehf, whose product is annotated as ets homologous factor. The record is from RefSeq and is a predicted model, not a curated record. The transcript is spliced from 11 exons. The coding region runs from base 559 to 1536 and encodes 325 amino acids. Gene Ontology annotation, molecular function: DNA-binding transcription factor activity, RNA polymerase II-specific; sequence-specific DNA binding. Gene Ontology annotation, biological process: regulation of transcription by RNA polymerase II; cell differentiation. Gene Ontology annotation, cellular component: nucleus. NCBI's taxonomy places the organism in Eukaryota, Metazoa, Chordata, Chondrichthyes, Myliobatiformes, Myliobatidae.
AAUACUUUCCUCCAGUGAAGCUCGGUGACCGAUCAGAGGAGAUUCAGUGCUUUGUUUACAGUCGUCCGCCGCUGUGCAUAGCAUCUGCAGCGAUCAGGUUAUAUGCAAUUUAUGUAAAGUACAAAAGAUGUAAAUUAGCUAGCUCUUUUUUAUUUUGUUCAUAACUGUGGCCAAUCAAAUUAAAGGAAGUAAAGGCUGGGGAACUCCCCAUGGGAGGCAAAGUCCUUAAGAGGCCUUUGUAUUAUUUAAAUUACAUCUGGCCCAAUUUUUAUCCGGUUACAGUGAUAAACGGGAUAAUUCAAUUUAUUAAACUGGCUGCUUUGUCAGUAAUACAGAACGUUCUACAGCUGUUGGCUUGCUCAUUGCCCUGGUGCCACAUCUGGACCUGGUUCAGGAAUUCUGCAGACGCUGGAAAUUCAAGCAGCAUACAUCAAAGUUGCUGGUGAACGCAGCAGGCCAAGCAGCAUCUAUAGGAAGAGGCGCAGUCGACGUUUCAGGCCGAGACCCUUCGUCAGGACUAACUGAAGGAAGAAUCAUGAUUGUGCAGACAGAAGCAUUAUGAAUGGUCAGUUCAGAAAUCACCCAGUACCACAGCAAAUACCAUCAGCUUGGAGUAAUUUUGACCUCGAAAGCAACGCUCCCGGUGGCUACUCUGGAGGCUCCUGGCUGCAGACACCUCCUCACCUAUGGACCAAGUACCACGUGUGGGAAUGGCUCCAGCACACCUUGGAUGUCAAUCAGCUGGAUGCCAACUGCAUUCGCUUUCACGACUUUGACGUUACCGGAGAGCAGCUGUGCUCCAUGUCCUUCGAGAUCUUCAACCACGUGACUGGACCUCUGGGUCCACUUCUCUUCAGCAGCCUCGAGAGCCUUAAGUGGAGCAGUAAGUUUCUGCAGCCAAUGGAGCAGCCAUUAAUGGCAGAACAGAGAGGUUCCUUUAUCACUGAUAUGGUGUUCCCAGUGAAUGACACAGUUAAAUCACAAUCAUUUGAGUUUGCUGACGAGAGAGAGGUGGGAGGAGCGGCGCUUGCUUUGAAGCCUAUCACCCAGGACACUCCAGAUUGUCAAGUUAAAGAACACCAAGUCCAGUGCCACAAAGCAAAUGGGAAAAAACACAAGUUUGCUGACGAGAGAGAGGUGGGAGGAGCGGCGCUUGCUUUGAAGCCUAUCACCCAGGACACUCCAGAUUGUCAAGUUAAAGAACACCAAGUCCAGUGCCACAAAGCAAAUGGGAAAAAACACAGCCCCAGGGGAACACAUCUGUGGGAGUUUAUUCGUGACAUCCUCCUGGACUCGGAGAAGAAUCCAGGACUGAUCAAGUGGGAAGACCGAUCUGAGGGCAUUUUCCGUUUCCUCAAGUCCGAGGCUGUGGCUCAGCUCUGGGGGAAGAAGAAAAACAACAGCAGCAUGACGUAUGAGAAGCUGAGCCGUGCCAUGAGAUAUUAUUACAAGCGUGAGAUUUUGGAGAGGGUGGAUGGCCGCAGACUUGUCUAUAAGUUUGGAAAGAAUGCUCGUGGUUGGAGAGACUGCGACUGAUAGUGGGAAUUCUUGGAGGCUGCUGUUGGAGUGACUUACACCUUAUGAAAAGCGACACCAGAAAUGGUUGCUGUUAUUUAUGUGUAUAGAAAAAUGAUGAAGCUGGUCUUUAAUCCUUUCCAUUUGUCUACAACCUGCCUCUCUAGACCUUGCUGUCUAGAUAUGAGAGCAGUGGAAAUGUGGGGUGGGAAGGAAGAAUGAGUUUUCAGAUUUCAACCAAUGGAACCUCUGGCACCCAGUGACUGCAGGACGUUAUUAGGAUUGUAUCUAGGCAAAUGUUAGCUGGGAGACACGUACUCGCUGGGGCACACACGUGCUCACCAGCUCGGAAGUAGGAGCAGAUAAAACAUUCUCCAAAAAUAAAACAAUAAUUUGACCACGGAAAAUGUUUGUCAUUUCAGUCGCCGCUAAACAAAUGAAUUUAUGCAGUGCCUUCAUUAUGGUAAAGCAAGCGACGGUUUACUCUGGAGUGCAGCCAGAUCUAUGAAUCCCAGCUGCAAGAAGAGAUCCUGGCCUGUGUGUAAACUGUUGGCUUAAUGUUUAAAGAAAUGUCUCAAAGGAGCAGAAAGAGCUAAAACAAAAUGGAGGGAUUCCAGAGCUCGAGGCCUGGUCAGUUGACCUGUGAUGAGGGAACCAGGAUACACAACUCAACUAUGUGCAGCUAAGCUCAUCCCAUCUGUAAAGAACACUCUGGGAAGGUGGGGCAGCGUUUCACAUGAAGUGUGAUUCUUGCUGUGGGUUAAUUACCACCACAGCUGACACAAUAUCAGCAAAUUCCUCUGUUUUAAGCUCAGGUAAAAUGUGCUUCAGGAAUAGUAAAUCGUUACCGUGGUAUCCCAAGGGCUAAACUUUAUAUAAACAACAUAUAGGAAGAUCUGAUCUCAACGUUUCAUGACAAAUGGAAAUGGUUAAAGAUUAUUUUAUUCUGCAUAAUCCUUGUAAAUGUAUAAAAUUUUCUGCAAUGGGUGGAGUUAAGACCGUAUUUCAUAUAUUUUUUAACUAAUGAGGUAACACUGUAAUUUGUGUUAAUUCUGGUCACCUCAGAACAGUGGUAAUGAGACAAAAGUGACAUAGAGAGCUGUUUAAAUGCAGCAACACUCUUUUACUUGUCGAUGUCUAUAGAAAAUACAUUGGGGUUUCUCAUGCAGACAGACAAAAUGGGAUCUACAGAAAGCCCCACAAACCUGCUCCAUCAUUCAACAGCAUCGUACCUGAGGUUUGAGAUGAGGCAAAUCUUAUUGACUUCUGGCAGGUGCCCAAUGAAACAAAGAAAACAACUAAAUCACGCUUUUGCUGCUAAGCGAUCGUCUCAAACAACAGCACGUAUUCAAUGCAGUAGAACCAGGGUGAGGUAAGGCAACGGACCCAAGGUUCUACCAUUUUAGGCACCGGCCCGAGUUGGAAAGGUCGGGUACAGACCGAACCGAGGCGCUGGGGUCCAGUCCCCAGAGCAUAUUGAAGCAACUGAACCCAAUGUUUGGAUGAUGAUUUAGGUGCCGGAUGAGAUUGAAAAUGUGCCUGAACUGAAGGUCUGUGGAUGGACUCUCUUUUUGGACUUCAGUUCAGAAUACUAUUUGCUUGCGUUUAUUGUUUGCAAAAUUUUUUUUUUACUCUCUGCACAUUGGGUGUUUGAUGGUCUUUUUUUUAAUGGGUUCUUUUGAGUUUCUUUGUUUCGUGGCUGCCUGUAAGGAGACGAAUCUCAAGGUUGUAUAAUGUAUACAUACUUUGAUAAUAAAUGUACUUUGAACUUUGAUCUUUGACCUGUGUUCCUGCCUACCUUGGUAACCUUUC